Messenger RNA from Wyeomyia smithii (pitcher-plant mosquito), 5125 nucleotides. It is a transcript of the gene Rich, whose product is annotated as guanine nucleotide exchange factor subunit Rich. Bases 16 to 4992 code for a protein of 1658 amino acids. The transcript has 14 exons. Gene Ontology annotation, cellular component: cytosol; Golgi membrane; Ric1-Rgp1 guanyl-nucleotide exchange factor complex. Gene Ontology annotation, molecular function: protein binding. Lineage: Eukaryota; Metazoa; Arthropoda; Insecta; Diptera; Culicidae. Gene Ontology annotation, biological process: retrograde transport, endosome to Golgi; intracellular protein transport. The record is from RefSeq and is a predicted model, not a curated record.
UUCUAUGCUGUACAAAUGUCCACAUAUCUGGCGUGCCUGAAGGUGACUGUCAUCAUCAAUCAACAGUUCAAUGAUGUCAACUCAGCAGAAUCGAAGGGAAAAUGGGUGUUAAAAUAUUGCUCCUUUUAUUUUUUGAUAGUUAAAGCUAUAUUUUGUGAGAACGAUAGUUGUAAACAACAAUAUUAUUUCAAGACUAAUAGUCGUACCAUAAAGGACUUUGUGAGACGUUAUAAGAGUAGAAGAGCGAGAAUGUACUUUUCCGUAGGAUGGCCAAGAGUUAUUAAUUGUGACUAUAAGAAUAUUCGUAAAAUUGCCUGCGAUAGAGUAAAAAUACUGUUAACUAUUCUUACUGAUGAUAUCUUAGCAAUUUGGUAUACAAAGCCCUGUGUUCCAAUUUCGGCUAAAGUACGCAGUGCGAGCUGUUUAGAAAAGUAUGGUCAUAACACAACUGUAGAAUGGAAACCAGACUCGAGUAUGCUGCUGGUGGUCACAGCCAGCGGUACAUUGUUUAUGUACACACUGAUUGUAAGCGAUGUGCCGAAAGGGGUUUACAAUCAAAACGAUUCUCCGUUCUCCAACCUUCGACGAGACAGCGCUGAAUUAUUUCUUAAAGAGGUGAUUCCUUCGUUGCGUCUAACACUGACACACCAGUUAUCUUUAUAUGUGCCAAUUUCUUGCAUCUCUUGCAUAAAUGUCUCUCAAAUAAUGGUAGCUACUAAAAAUGGACGCGUGAUUAGACUAAACUGGAAUGGUGUUGAGGAACGGGAUUACGCUUUGGAUUUGAAGAGGAUUCCGUUCAGUAUCAAUCAACAAGUUAGCUAUGCUGUUCCAAUAUUGGAAGAUAAUACGUAUGUUGACUCUAUUGACUAUUCGCCCUUGUUGUGUGGUUUCGCAAUUACAUUGAAUGAUGGAAGAGCGGCUUUUCUGACCGCUGGAAACACCAAGUUCGAUCCUAAUCAAGUGCAAGGCAUCUGGUGUCAAAACGUGGAAGAUGCGACAUGCUGUGUGAUUAACCACAAGUAUCGCUUAAUUGCAUUCGGCAGGCGCAAUUCGCAAACUAAUAUGUACGUUAUAGACGAUUUGACGGGAGGACUGGAAUUAUCCCAUAAGUUGGUUCUAAGCGCUAAAGAUUUUCCUGGUUCACCUGGUUACGUUAGAGAGUUGAAAUGGACGCCCGAUGGUUGCGCUAUAAUGGUGUCCUGGAGUGGAGGUGGUAUAUCUCUGUGGAGUACCUUUGGUUCUCUACUAAUGUGUUCGUUGGGCUGGGAUUACGGAUUACAUAUUGACCUUUCAAAAAACAACCCUUUCAACAUUAUAAGUAUGGACUGGUCGACAGAAGGAUACCAACUUUUCAUGGUACGUCAAUUAAAUGAAUCAAUUAUUCAUACCGAAGCUAACACUAGUUUGAAUAAAUCUGGAUCUUCCUCUUCGCUGGGUUCUGUAAGUCCCAAUACAUCAGGGGUCACCGCAAAAGAAGUUAAUGAGUCUGUACAUAAGCCAAACCUGAAACGAAGUAGCAGUUUAAGUACGAAAACAUUGCUCAUUCAGUUGGAUUUUGCUAAAAGUAUUUUGACAAUCAAUCCGUGUAUGAGUUACAAUUCUUAUCUUUUGCUGCAAGGAGAUGAUAAGUUAUACAUCAACCACGGGGAUGUGCUGCAAAAUAUUUACCAUAGCUGCAAUAUAUACAAAACAGAAGGCAAUAAAGAUUCCUGCAGUUCCGAAGACAUGCCAUUUACUAGAUUAUCUAAGCAUGACUUAGAGUUAAUAAGAAAUGAAGACGACAACAGUUAUGUACAGAUAAAUAGCAUCUUAUCGGAGAGCAAACAUUGGGUAGUUUUGAAUCUCCCAACAGCGUAUACCGCUUCAAAUUGGCCAGUUAGGUACAGUGCUAUUGAUUUUUUGGGAACUAACGUGGCAGUCGCCGGUAGAACAGGUGUGGCAUUAUAUUCGUUCAAUACUCGGAAGUGGAAGUUGUUUGGCAAUGAAACACAGGAAAAAGAUUUUGUUGUGACCGGGGGUUUGCUAUGGUGGAACGAGUUUGUUAUAAUGGGAUGCUACUCGCUAAUAGGAUUUCACGAUGAGUUACGUAUUUAUUCGAAGGAGAAUAAACUAGACAAUCGUUUCGCUAGUAUAACCAAAAUGAACGCACCGGUUAUGUUGAUUAAUUUGUUCAAAGAUCAGUUGAUUGUGUUUACAGCUGACGGUCAUGUCACUAUAUUUUUGUUGGUAGAAGCCGAUGAACAUCAAGCAGAGUUAGAAAAAAUGCAUAUUUACGAUAUUAAGAAUGUGUGUAUUCAUCCGGCGUGUGUCAUAUCUGUGCUAAUGACGAAUUUGCGAAACGAAUUGGGCACGAAAACUAGCUACGAAAGUAGUUUGUCCGAAACAUUGAUUCUAAACGUUUCUGGUCGUGUCCUUAUGGUACAGACAGAUUACAUGGGUAAUGCAACUUCGCAACUCGCAUCUACAUGCUUAGCAUCUUCGGUGGAAUGUAUUUGGGUGUCAGAUUCGAAUAAAACCCAUAUCAAAGAAUCUCUUUGGUUAUACUGCGGAGGUCAUGGAAUGCGUGUAUGGUUGCCGGUGUUUCCUCGGAAUGGAGAAAGCGGAACACGGAGUCAUAGGCAUACUUUCAUGAGUAAACGAAUUAUGUUGUCAUUUACGUUGAAAAUCUAUCCUCUUGUGAUCCUGUUCGAAGAUGCAAUUAUUCUCGGUGCUGAAAAUGACACGAUUCUGUACACGAGUGACUCAAACGUGUACUUUUCUUUGCCUUAUUGCUCCUUGAAGAGAACGAGUCAGGUUUACCUUCAUCAAAUUCUCCGACAAUUGAUUCGACGAAAUUUAGGAUAUAAUGCGUGGGAAAUAGCACGAUGCUGUACACACCUUCCAUAUUUUCCACAUUCGUUGGAACUUCUACUACACGAAGUGCUAGAGGAAGAAGCAACAAGUAAAGAUCCUAUCCCAGACGCACUUCUACCGAGUGUAUUAGAGUUUAUUCAAGAAUUUCCGGUGUAUCUUGAAACCGUGGUUCAGUGUGCUAGGAAAACUGAAAUCGCUCUAUGGCCUUAUCUGUUUUCAAGCGCGGGAAAACCAAAAGAGUUAUUUCAACAGUGUAUGAACUCGAAACAACUUCAAACAGCCGCCAGCUAUUUGAUUAUCCUUCAGAAUCUUGAACCGUCAGCAGUAAGUCGCCAGUACGCUACAUUAUUAUUAGACACGGCUUUAGAACAAAAAAAUUGGCCUUUGGCGAAGGAUCUCGUUCGUUUUCUUCGCGCGAUUGAUCCAAAUGAUGUUGAGUCGCCGCGAUCCUCCUACGUAUUCGGCAGUAAAUUCGGUAUGAACACAUCAGGACCAUCCGUUGCUCCGAAUGUGGAAGAUCUGAGCCUUAUCCUUGGCAGUAGUAUGACUCGAGGCAGAAGUUUCUCCACUACCGUCACACCUAAAUCCAGUGAAACGGUAAAUAAUGCAACUAUAGUUAACAAGGAGAAAAACAUAAUCUUCAACAGCUCAACCAGCGCCAACGUAGAUACCACGUUAGUACAAAAAAGAAAGAAAAGUGUGCCAAAUACUCCAAAGGAGAACGACUCAUCAAGUGCCGAAGAUUUUUUUAUUGACGUGAUUUUGCAGCGGCAUGCAAGGCGUUUUCUACAGCAGAAAAAGCUAGAGGAUUUAGGUCGAAUGAGCGCCACUCUAGAUUUCCAUCUUGUUGGUUGGCUUACGCGAGAAAAAGAUCGGGCUGCGCGGAUAGAAGACUUCGUGUUAGCCCUGAAGACUUUGCAUGACGAGUUAGACUGGCCCAGGCCUUGCCUGGGGUUAAAUCUUAUUCGUAAUAGUUCGAAUCAUAAUCAACCAGAAUCACCAGCUUCAAACGUAUCGAAUAAGUCGACCUUAGAUGUUGGACAACGAACCGAAGAUUCCGGCUAUAAUAGUUUAUCCGUGAACAGGAUACCAGAUAGAAUGACCAUUGGCGUUCAGGGUAGUUCCAAAACGUUAAUUGAUCCCUUACUUGCUUUGACGAUUGAAAAUUUAGAAGGUGUGAUGAAAGAUGAAAAAGAGCUUUCAUUAAUUGAUACCAAGGAAGCAAAUUUAUCACCAAUGAAUGAUAACAUCAGUAUACAAUCGGAUCAUAUAGCUAAUUGGACAGACGAUGGGUGUAACUCACUAAACCUAGAAAUCGAACACAGUUUCAAUCGGGCCAUGGAAAACAUUUCCAAAAGUAAUACUAUUACUGAGCACGAGCAACAUAAAUUAGAAAUAAAAAUGCGUUAUUUGUUGCAAAUUUUUACCGAAGCGAAUUGCUACGAGUUUUCAUUGUUAAUAUCUGUUUUACUACUAGAUGUUGCUUCUGUUGGUCGAAUAACAAAUGCCGCUAUACGGUCAAAGUCUUUGGUUGUGUGUCGUCAACUACGAAACGGUCUUAAGGAUUUGACGAGGUGGAGUUUUAACGAAUGCUUAGGAUAUCGACCUUUUAUGAUAGCUCUGCAACCUCAACUAGCUAUACUAGAUAAAUUUGUAAUUCAACAAGAAUCAAUUCCCUCCAUUAACAGCACUACAAUUAAUACCAGUGUGCAAUAUAAGCUCCCGGUGGCAACAAACCUUACGGAGUUAGGUGCAAUCUCAGAGGUUGGUUCUGCAUCUGUACAUUCCGCCAAUACAGACAGUAGUUCUUGUGUUCGGACUUCUAGCUUGGCACGAGAAAAAUCGGAAGGCCGAAAUCGUCAUCUGCUCGAGAAAAAAAGCAAUACCGUGCUAGAAAUCAGUUAUAAUAAACGAGAUAGGUUAUCUGGGGUUGGAACUAGUGGAAGUUCUACUUGCAUCAUCGGUAGCUCAGCUAUCAACAUUCCUAGGCAUCCUGUAAGUUUCGUAAGAUCUGUCUCGGAUCUAGAGGUAGACAAUAUUCGCAAAAUGACGUCAGGAAAGAAUGCAGUGGAUGGACUGACCACUCCGACAACCAUAAGGGAAGAAUCCGAACAAAGUUCUGGUUGCGUACUGAUGUAAUUAUCGUAACAAAAAAGUUUAGUUUUUUAUUUAUUUGUAAUUUUAUGUAGAAAUAGAUCACUCUUUACACUUCCACUAAACAAAAUUCAAAACUGUACUCAUACAUAACUAAUAAAAAAUAUUAAUUUAUUGA